Molecule: messenger RNA, 3076 nt
Organism: Doryrhamphus excisus (bluestripe pipefish)
Lineage: Eukaryota; Metazoa; Chordata; Actinopteri; Syngnathiformes; Syngnathidae
Gene: kcnn2
Product: potassium calcium-activated channel subfamily N member 2
Biological process (GO): potassium ion transport
Cellular component (GO): membrane
Molecular function (GO): small conductance calcium-activated potassium channel activity; calmodulin binding
Source: RefSeq, a predicted model, not a curated record
UUGGCAUUAAAUGAACUUCUUAGUCUACGCGCGCAUGGAUAAUGACACUUUUUCACGUACUAAACGUAAUCUGAACCUUCUAUUUUAUGUUUCUGUCAAUUCAGACAACGUUCGUGAGUAUAGUUAGUUAGUAUAGCUAGUUCACACGACAACAACCACGCUGAAGCGUAUAAAAAGUCAUUUGGUCCUUGUGGGGAAUGUCUGGGGUGACUAAUACUUGGCUAUAAGCUAAGUGGCUAACAAAACAGGCCUCAACACAGGCUAGUUGGUGCCACAAUGUUCUUCCACAUAUAAAAACACUAAAUUCCUCUUAUUUUCUUUCUUGUUCUUAAAUAUUUAGUUUCAUAAAUGAAUUAAUGAACGACAGGAGGAGAAUGUGUGCAUUGUCUACCUUGGAGAUCUACAGCCUUCCUUUUGUUUAAUUAAACCCCAGGAUCGACUUUUCUCCUCGUAUAUUUGUAGCCGGUGGAACCACUUCAAGAAGCACCUGCAGCUUGUGCAGAAAAUGACCCAGCAAUCUGCCCUGUCUCGAGCUCAGAAUGGUACCAGUGAUGGCAAAGAGGAGAAAUAUGAUGGAACACUCUUGAACAGAAAGUGGUCUCUCUAUCCUGGCUGCAUAAGGAGUCCCCUUAAUGAAGCGCCCCCCUGUGAAUUCGAUUUUAUCAACACAGUGGCUAUACAUCAGUCUGAUGGUGGGCAUAAACUCAAGUCCCAUGUGGUGAUGCCAUGGCCUUGAGCGGGGACAUUUAAACCAUAUUGACGGGUGUACAUUAUCUGUCAGUGCUGUGAUUGGCCGGCUGCUGUGAGUCUACAGCAGGUGCUGCUCGGAUGAGGGACAGAAACUGGAAUAUAUGGAAGUGGAGUCCCUGUAUUCAUUAGCUCUAAAAUGCCUGAUAAGCCUUUCUACAAUCAUCCUCCUGGGACUGAUUAUCAUCUACCACGCAAGAGAGAUCCAGUUAUUUAUGGUGGACAAUGCAGCAGACGACUGGAGGAUAGCCAUGACAUAUGAACGCAUUUUCUUCAUCUGCUUGGAGAUCCUGGUGUGCGCCAUCCACCCCAUCCCGGGGAACUACACCUUCACCUGGACCGCCCGCCUGGCCUACUCCUAUGUGCCAUCCAAGACGGACGCUGAUGUGGACAUCAUCCUGUCUAUCCCUAUGUUCCUGCGACUGUACCUCAUCGCUCGCGUCAUGCUGCUGCACAGCAAGCUCUUCACAGACGCCUCGUCUCGCAGCAUCGGGGCACUCAACAAGAUCAACUUCAACACACGCUUUGUCAUGAAGACCCUCAUGACCAUCUGUCCCGGGACGGUGCUGCUGGUCUUCACCAUCUCACUGUGGAUCAUUGCCGCAUGGACUGUGAGAGCUUGCGAGAGGUAUCACGACAACCAGGACACCAACAGCAACUUUCUAGGAGCCAUGUGGUUGAUCUCCAUCACCUUUCUUACCAUUGGAUAUGGAGAUAUGGUCCCAAACACGUACUGUGGGAAAGGAGUCUGUCUCCUGACUGGCAUUAUGGGUGCGGGCUGCACUGCCUUGGUGGUGGCUGUGGUGGCCAAGAAACUGGAAUUAACCAAAGCUGAAAAGCAUGUUCACAACUUCAUGAUGGACACCCAGCUCACCAAACGAGUGAAAAACACAGCAGCGAAUGUUCUCAGGGAGACGUGGCUCAUCUACAAGAACACCAAACUGGUGAGGAAGAUGGACCAUGCCAGAGUCAGGAAGCACCAGAGGAAAUUCCUCCAAGCCAUUCAUCAAUUGAGAAGUGUUAAAAUGGAGCAACGCAAGCUGAAUGACCAAGCAAACUCUCUAGUGGACCUUGCCAAGACUCAGAACAUCAUGUACGACAUGGUGUCGGACCUAAACGAGCGAGGGGAGGACAUGGAGAAGAGGAUUGCUCUGCUGGAGACCAAGCUGGAGACUCUACUGACUAACUUGCAGGCUCUGCCAGGACUCAUCAGCCAGGUUAUCAGCCAGCAGCACAGGGACUUCCUGGAGGUGCAGCUCCAGCCUUACGACAAACACAGCCCUGAGCGCUCGCAGUCGGCGUCGCGGCGGAGGUCAUCGUCCACGGCGCCACCCACCUCCUCUGAGAGCAGCUAGGGUCCACAGAAGGGAAGGCCUCCAUUGAAGACUUUUGCCAUCAUAUGGCCAAGUUGCAUUUAUCUUAAAGCCUUAUGGCUUCAAUAAGUAUUAUUCCAAUUCUGAUGACAGAAUCCAAGAUAGCGGAUAAUGACAUGCAGUUUUUUUUUUUUUUGCUUUCUGUUACUCUGGUGGCAUGAUUCUUCCCUCUGUCAGCAGGUGGGAAACUAGUGCACUAAAAUAGUGCUUCUCAUGAACGACGUCUCCCUCAAAGCAAAUCAGACUAGAGUGACAGCAAAAGGCAAAUACACACAAGUAUAAUCUUUUAGGUUAAUAACAGCAUCAACAUCAGUAGAAUGACUAUUUUGGAAGGCGGGGCAGAUCAGUGACAGGCAGUCCGAAUAAUCACAGUGAAUGCGUCAGUCUCAAACUGCACUUACUUUUUAAUAAUAAUAAUAAUAAUAAUCAAUUCACUUCAAUAACGACUGAUAUAAAUAGAGGAUUUGGGGCAUGGGUUUUGUUAUUUACACAACAUGACUACAGAAGAGAUGUCACAAACUCAAUCAUGACUCUUGUCUUGCUGUGUUUCCACUUCUUCCAUGUGCUAUCUGUGCUUGCUGUCACCUCAGCUGGAUGACAACAACUUGCUGAAACCGUGUCUACCUUAUAGAAAAGUACUAUUUUUAUAUAUUUUGAUGAGGACAAGCACACCUCCUACAGUAAUAAACAACAACAGGGAUCUGGGCACAAACAGAUUCAGCAUACCAAGCAUGUGAUUUUAAACCUCAUCAGACUGGCGUCAACAUAUAUUGAAUAUGGGCUAAAAACGAAGCCAUCUAAGGGUUUCUUUGUUACAGAAUGUUGUUAUGGAUUUUUAUUUUCUCCCCUCUCCAAGUUAUGUCAUCAAUCAAAUUGCAUUUAUUUUUACAGGAAAUUGUUCCGGUGAGUUGUAUGCAUAAGCGGAAAUGAUAAAUGUUACUGGCAACUGAUUUCUG